UCCAAGCCCAAAGUCCUGUUUGAAAUGAUUCCCGUCAUCAGGAUGGAUGCUGAGAACAAUGUUGUGAAGGACCCUCACUUCUACUCCUGCCCCAUUUAUAAGAAGCCCCUGAGGACAGACUUCAUAGCAGCUGUGGACUUGACAGCUCAGCUUCCUGAGUGUUGGAUCUUACAAGUCCUCCUUUUGGAGGGUGAUCAGCGCUUGAUGCUGGUUCUGCUGUGCCGUGGCAAGGACAUGAAUGAGGUCUUUGAAGGGCAAGGACUCCAUGGAGGAGCUCCCUUCUGCACUCCUGGGUUUUGACACCACUGUAGAAGCUGCCUGGAUGU
Messenger RNA from Neoarius graeffei (lesser salmon catfish), 326 nucleotides. RefSeq names its product dynein axonemal heavy chain 5-like. The coding region runs from base 25 to 300 and encodes 91 amino acids. NCBI's taxonomy places the organism in Eukaryota, Metazoa, Chordata, Actinopteri, Siluriformes, Ariidae. The record is from RefSeq and is a predicted model, not a curated record. The transcript has 2 exons.